This is a messenger RNA of Thermothelomyces thermophilus ATCC 42464, 729 nucleotides long. RefSeq lists its product as uncharacterized. The transcript is spliced from 3 exons. NCBI's taxonomy places the organism in Eukaryota, Fungi, Ascomycota, Sordariomycetes, Sordariales, Chaetomiaceae. The record is from RefSeq and is a predicted model, not a curated record. The annotation marks the transcript as partial.
CCGUUUUAUAUAAUGCUAACAACCCUUCGCUUGUAAGUACUAGAAACGGAAGUCGUAUUCUGCACGUUACCGUGCUUCCCUUGCUUAGAACAUCGCUAAGAACGGUUUUGUUGUUAUACCUUGCUCUUGGUGCGCGUCGCAAGGCCUCGUCUGUAAAAUGAUCGCGCGUAUAAAGCGUUACGAGGCCUGUAUUCGUCGAGGUCGUUCUUACGAUGGCUCUGGCAUCCCGCUUUCUUCCUGUAAUAGAUCGUAUUCUUUAGGAGUAGCGUCGUAUUAAAGAUGCUAAACAUCGUGCUGAACUUAAGCUAGAUAAAUCCUAACGCUGUCUGGAAGAGGCCUAGCGUAAGUUAUCCGAAAAGCUUACAUGGCUCUGGCGUCUUCGUCAGUAGAAGGAAUUUUUGGUGGAGAAAGGUGCCGAUAUAGUGACGCGUAGUCUGUCGACUUUAGACGAGUUAGAGGAGGUUAAGCGGCAAGAGACGCCUAUUAUACCCUCGUCAUAGAUUAAUAAUGCCGUCGAUGCUGUCGACUAGGGCGCCGUCUUUAGUUCUAUCCUAGGUUUUCCUUUGGUUAAUCCGGGUUCUGCCGGUAGAACUGUUCUAGUUUCUUAGGGCAGUUUAAAUUCUUGACUAGUUCCUAUGAGUUAUCUUCUAGUCCGAAAUCAAGCUAUUUGACUAGGUACUAUAGUUCCCUAUUAAUAAUAUAUGAAUCUAGAAUUUCUUUGACGUCCUA